Lolium rigidum is the source of this 579-nucleotide messenger RNA. RefSeq names its product 40S ribosomal protein S21. Gene Ontology annotation, cellular component: ribosome; cytosolic small ribosomal subunit. Bases 129 to 374 code for a protein of 81 amino acids. NCBI's taxonomy places the organism in Eukaryota, Viridiplantae, Streptophyta, Magnoliopsida, Poales, Poaceae. The record is from RefSeq and is a predicted model, not a curated record. Gene Ontology annotation, biological process: endonucleolytic cleavage to generate mature 3'-end of SSU-rRNA from (SSU-rRNA, 5.8S rRNA, LSU-rRNA); endonucleolytic cleavage in ITS1 to separate SSU-rRNA from 5.8S rRNA and LSU-rRNA from tricistronic rRNA transcript (SSU-rRNA, 5.8S rRNA, LSU-rRNA); translation. Gene Ontology annotation, molecular function: structural constituent of ribosome. The transcript is spliced from 4 exons.
GUCUCCUGCUAUAAAGUCCUUGGCCUCUCACACCCUUGCGCCGCCGCCGCACCAGCUCCUCUUCGUCCUCCCGCAGCCGCCUUCGAGAGAUCAAGUAGCUGUUGUGGUCUUCCCCUCCAGCCGCCACCAUGCAGAACGAGGAGGGUACGAUGGUGGACCUCUACGUCCCCAGGAAGUGCUCGGCCACCAACAGGAUCAUCACGGCCAAGGACCACGCCUCUGUCCAGAUCAACAUCGGACAUGUCGAUGAGAAUGGGCUCUACGAUGGCCGCUUCACCACCUUCGCUCUCUCUGGAUUCGUCCGUGCUCAGGGUGAUGCUGAUGGCUCUCUGGACAGGCUGUGGCAGAAGAGGAAGGCUGAGAUCAAGCAGUGAGAUCAACCAGCUCUAGAUCUCGCUCCUAGUUUCACCAGGAACUCGUUUCAGUUUAAUGUCUAUCUAGCUCUUGCGUACAAUGUCUGUGGUUUCAGUUGUUACUAUGGAAUCUAAGAAUUGAUGUCACUUGGCUCGUUUUCAUCUGAGCAUGUUAUGUUUAAUUCUGUGUUGAAUGAUUGAUAUAUGCUGCUGCCAAUUCUUACAA